GGCAGUUUUGAAGUCAGCCGAAUGCGCUCCGAGUUCCUGCGCUCCGCUUUCUCCGUUGGCAGAGAGCAAGAGAGAGGGAGCGAGGGAGAGGCAGAGAGAGAGAGAGGGAGAGAGAGGCUCUCUCCACAGUAGCACGAUGGCAUCAGAUCCAGGGCUGCUGCCUCUCGUCCUGUGGACUAUAUCCUUACAGGUGCUGGGCUCCAGAGCCUCGUCCAACAAUGAAGUGAAUCUCCUGGACACUUCCUCGAUAUCAGGAGACUGGGGCUGGCUGACGUACCCAUCACACGGGUGGGACGCCAUUAAUGAAAUGGACGAGUACUUCAGCCCCAUCCAUACUUACCAAGUGUGCAACGUCAUGAGCCCCAACCAGAACAACUGGCUGCGGACUAACUGGAUCCAGCGUAACGGCGCCCACCGCAUCUACAUCGAGAUCAAGUUCACGCUGCGAGAUUGCAACAGCAUGCCUGGAGUGCUGGGAACGUGCAAGGAAACGUUCAACCUCUACUACAACGAAAUGGACCGUGACAUGGGCACCACGAUGUGGGAGAGCCAGUUCUCCAAGAUCGACACGAUUGCGGCUGACGAGAGCUUCACCAACGUGGACCUGGGGGUUCGGAGACUCAAACUCAACACAGAAGUGCGGGGCGUGGGGCCGCUCAGCAAACGAGGCUUCUACUUGGCUUUCCAGGACAUCGGCGCCUGCAUCGCCAUCGUUUCCGUGCGAGUUUAUUACAAGAAGUGCACGGGCAUGGGUCGGAACUUGGCCGUGUUCACGGACGUGGUCACGGGGGCUGACUCGUCAUCGCUGGUGGAGGUCAGGGGUCAGUGUGUGGACCAUGCUGAGGAGAGGGACACACCCAAGAUGUACUGCAGCGCUGAGGGGGAAUGGCUCGUUCCUAUCGGGCGAUGCGUGUGCAGCGCAGGCUUUGAAGAACACAGGGAGUCUUGCAUUGCUUGUGAGGUCGGCUUCUACAAACCACUCGCUGGUGACCAGCUGUGUGGGAAAUGUCCUUUGCACAGCCACUCAGAGACCAGAGCCGCUCUCACUUGCCCUUGCGAUGCCAACUACUACCGUGCGCCCACGGACCCCUCGGCUGCCCCCUGCACAAGACCCCCAUCGGCCCCUGUAAAUUUGAUUUCAUCUGUAAAUGGGACCUCUGUCAGCCUGGAGUGGGGGUCUCCUUUGGAUACUGGUGGGCGGACUGAUCUCAUCUACGAUGUGCAGUGCCAGAGGUGUGUAAAUGGUGGUCAGUGUGAGGACUGCAGCGCUGGAGUCGGGGGCACUGGAACUAGUAUCAGCGGAGGGGUUGGAGGUGUUGUAGGAGCAUUCGGAAGCUCAGGUGGAGGAACAAGUGGGAGCGGAGGAGGCAUGGUGUCUCGAACAGGAGCUGCCCCCAUUCGGUUUAUCCCCCAGCAGAUGGGGCUGACGGAGCCAUGGGUUAAUGCGGUGAAUCUGGUGGCUCACGCUAACUAUACCUUCCGCAUCCUGGUGAUGAACGGGGUCACUCAUUUGAGCAAUGAGCCGCUGCCCUACAUCACGGUUAACGUUACCACGAAUCAGGCAGCUCCCUCUCAAGUGAUGGCUGUCCGUCAGGAGAAUGCCAGCAUGAACAGCGUCACCCUCAUGUGGAAUGAACCAGAACAGCCCAAUGGAGUCAUACUGGAGUAUGACAUCAAAUACUAUGAAAAGGACAAAGAGCAGCAGAGUUACUCCACCUUGAAGUCAAAGACCACCAGUGCUAAAGUUUCCGGCCUCAAGCCUGGCACCAGUUACAUCUUCCAGAUCCGUGCCAGGACCUCGGCUGGCUGCGGCCGCUUCAGCCCGUCUGUGGAAAUCCAGACUGGAAAAGCAGUCCCCUUACGCUACAACACAGUGACCAUUAUCUGGAUCUGCAUGGCGUUGGUCACAGGGCUUGUGACCUUUCUGGCCAUUGUCAUCUGCAGAAAACGGCAAGAGGAGUACUUUGAAUUACAUUGUGGCUACAGCAAGGCUUUCCAGGAUUCGGAUGAGGAAAAGAUGCACUACCAGAAUGGCCAUGUAUCAUUUCCAGAAGCCAGGUUUUAUAUUGAUCCCCACACAUACGAGGACCCAUGCCAGGCUGUCCAUGAGUUUGCCAGGGAAAUUGAAGCUUCCAGGAUCAAAAUUGAGAAAAUUAUUGGCUCAGGAGAGUUUGGGGAAGUUUGUUACGGCCGCAUGAAGCUGCCGGGGAAGCGGGACAUCCCGGUGGCCCUGAAGACCCUGAAGGCCGGCUACACGGAGAAACAGAGGCGAGACUUCCUGAGCGAGGCCAGCAUCAUGGCCCAGUUCGACCACCCUAACGUCAUCCACCUGGAGGGAGUGGUCACACGAAGUAAGCCAGUAAUGAUCAUUACAGAGUAUAUGGAGAAUGGGUCACUGGAUUCAUUCCUCAGGAGACACGAUGGUCAGUUCACCAUCAUUCAGCUAGUGGGAAUCCUCAGAGGGAUCGCAGCCGGCAUGACUUACCUGUCUGAUCUCGGAUAUGUCCACCGGGACCUGGCUGCCCGGAACAUACUGGUUAACAGCAACCUGGUCUGCAAGGUUUCAGACUUUGGCCUGUCAAGGGUCCUGGAGGACGACCCUGAUGCUGCCUACACAACCACUGGUGGAAAGAUCCCCAUCCGCUGGACGGCUCCAGAGGCCAUUGCCUACCGCAAGUUCUCCUCGUCCAGCGAUGUGUGGAGUUACGGGGUUGUGAUGUGGGAGGUGAUGUCCUAUGGAGAGCGGCCGUACUGGAACCUCACCAACAGAGACGUAAUCAAGUCAGUAGAAGAGGGCUACAGGCUGCCGGCACCAAUGGGCUGCCCCGGUGCUCUCCACACACUAAUGCUGGACUGCUGGCAGAAAGAUCGCAACGAAAGGCCAAAGUUCUGCCAGAUCGUCACGGUCCUGGACAAGCUUAUCCGCAACCCAGAGAACCUCAAGUCAAUGGACACAUUGUGCAGACUGAACAGUCCUUUGAUGAACAGAAGCAUUCCUGAUUUCACUAGCUGCAGAUCAGUGGAUGAGUGGUUGGACACCAUUAAGAUGGGGCGCUACAAAGACCACUUUGCAGCAGGAGGGUACCAGACACUGGGUCAUGUGAUGAGCAUGAAUCAGCAGGACAUCCAGAGGCUCGGAGUGACGCUGAUGGGCCACCAGAAGAAGAUCAUGACCAGCGUGCAGGUGAUGCGAGUCCAGGUGCUAAACCAGAGCGUGCCCUCAGUGCACGUAUAAUUGCCACCGCAGCGAUCUCCAUCUGAAUACAUAUUCAUCUAAUAUGUGUUUUUGGGUUGUGUGUCUUGCGAACUGUUACAAGACUCUCUUCUAAGAAACAACGUCAAGAGGACUCUUUAACUGCAAGGAUUUCCUCAGCACCGGACUUUGUUUUCCAGGACAAUCCCUGCGUUCUUUCUUUGUUUUUGUUUUUUUUUAAUAUUCCCUUGGACUUUGUGUUUUCUUCUUUCUUUUGGUAAAUGGAUGGACUGCCUUAACCAACACAGAUAAUUUAAACUUUGGUGUAUAUGAAGGAAGAUUUUAUGAAUAUUGAAAUGUGCGAUGAUGUACAGAAAGUGUUAAAAUGAGGACAUUGAUGGGGACUGGAAUGAGAGAAUAUUGUAUAUGCAUAAAAUAAACCCUGUUGCCAGUCACCCACCGCAGCACCUAAAUGGCAUGGAUGAUACUAUGAGUGCCUCAAAAUGCUGAAUACAUACACUGGGGAAAACAAAAACUGGCAGAGAGAUAGAGAGGCAACUAUAAAUCAUCGCUGUCAAAACAAAACCUCACAUCUUUUAAGGUACAUCAAUGUAAUCAGAAUCUAUUUGUGGACUAUUUUCGUUUGUCCAUUCUGUGAUUCCAUGAAUGCGGUACCAUUUGUUUCCCGCUGAAACCACGCUGAGUAAUAAUGUUUCAAGUCAUGUGCAGAAGUCAGAGACCACCCUUCACUUAUUUAAAUUCCUGAGAUCAGACAUGAGAUCAUUUACUUGCAUCAGGACAGAAAAGUUUCCAAUCUGGAGUUCAGAAACUAUUAAUAAAUAUAGAGAAAUCUUAUGGGACCCCUAACUACCAUGGUAGACCACCAAAAACGGUCCCCGUCAGAUACGCAACACUUCAAGCUUUGAUCUCUGAGAGAGAGGAGAAGAUCAAGCUGCUUCAGAUCUGAAAACAUCCACAGGUGUUUCUGUGAGAAGACCACUCAGCGCUGUGGGUCUGAAAGGAUGUGCAGCUGAUCACGAAGCCUUUACUAAGAAAAGGAAAACGAAAAGGGAAAAUUUGCAAAAGACACUUCUGGUAUUCUCACAACGGAGAGUCCAGACCCCAACGUCAGGUCUAGUGAAAAGAAUGGAAGCUGUAAUGAAAAACUAAAAAAAAAAUCAUAAUUAGUUGUUCAGCUUCUCUAUUUUUCCAUAAAUAUAUGUUUUCUACUGUUUACGAUGCUAAAAAAGUGAACAUUUGUGCUUAAUGGCCCCUUUUUUGAUUGAAAUUGAAAGCGUGGUUUCAUAGGCAUGUAGGGAAAUGUAAAGUGUCCUUCACAAUCUUCUCAGAACACUUAGAAAACUGCAGUUUUGCCUUUUCCAGCUCAUUAUAACUACACCCACCUUAGAAUAUAAUCUUGCAUAUCAUUUUUGCAUUAAUGUGUUAGUCCAUUUAACGUCAUGCUUGGUUUAUCGUUUUUGUGAGUCAUUCACUGUAGACUAGAAAAGUCUGAGUUUGAGUGCCCCAUAUUGAGUUAACCCUGUUUCCCAAACACUCUCAGCCCUAUGAAAUACAGUAUCUGUACAUUCAACAGGAAUUUCCAUCCUCUGAAGAAAAAAUCACAUUUCCUUAUUAUUUUUCUCCAUUUUCAGUGAUUAUUAUGAUAUUGACUGGCACGCUUUGAAAGUGUGACCCUGUUAGCCAAACUAUAGACUGAAAGCAAGAUAUUCAUUUGAAAAAUAAACUUGAGAAUAUCUGUAAUGUCCUCAUAGCAUUAGCACAGGUGCUACUUAACUACAUUUGACUAUUUCUACGCUGAAUAAACUCAACACCGUAUUUCCAACCCUAAGCCAUUGUCAGUGAAGGGAUCUUGUAUAAAACCAGACAUUGUUAAAUGGAUUAACGCAUUUUUGAACGAUUAUAACAACAAAGAUAAAGCUGAUAUUUUAAGGGCUAAGUGGAUCCCUAAUCAUGAAAUCAUCCAUGACAUGUUCAAUGUAAAGGGCAGCCGGAAUUUUCCAAUGAUGUAAUAAACCAACGAAAAUCUGGGGAAAAAAAUAAAGAUGCAAGGUUUUGAUCUGACAGCAAAGACAUACACACUUAAAAGAGAUGGUUCUAGGGUUGUUGUGUAAAGGCAAUGGUUCUAUUCAGAGCCAUGAGUUAUUAAUAGAACUAUUCAAUGCUUAAACGAUUCUGGGCAUGGUGAAACGACUCGAUUCGAUUACGAUUCAGGAUGCGAUGCGAUUCUAAAACGAUUAUCGAAGCAUCUUGAUGCAACUUUUUGUCUAUACAGGAUUUCUAUCGUCUUGCUGUCUGAGGACUCGGUAGUUUUAGAGCAAAGUAUUUGUAAUGAUCCAUAAUGAAUUUACUUCCGUCGCCGUGUCAGUAAAAUAUCCGCGAGACGGGACGUGAGCAACAUAACGCAAAAUCCCUGGUUCUGAAAGAUGGAGAACUGGCGUGCAGACUGCAGGUCACAUAGCCACGAAGUCUCGUCUGGCUAGUCACAAGCAAAACGGCAACGAACAUUUGGAGGCUUAUUCGCAUUUAUGAGCACCUCAGUUGGUUUCCUGUUACGUUAAAUCUGCAGCGAGAGUCCAACACUAAAAAGUUGUGAAGAUGAAGUCGCUUCUCUUCCGAUUCUCCCGUUCCACCUUAAAUGGGGCUGCAUUUAUAUUCGGCGCCUGAGUCAGAAUUUAAGGUGGAACGGGAAAAUUCAAAGGCGACUGCAGCCUCGUAAAACUGUCAAUCAUUGAGAGACAUUUUACAAGAAACUCUUCUACUUUUAAGGAGAUGUUUUCUGGCAGAGGAGGAAGAAAUGCAGCUAUAGUUGAGCUAAAGCUUAAAGCAGAGGAAAGUAGUUACAUCAGCGUUUUUGUUUAUAUUGUUUAGCCUUACACUAGAACAUCAGCCCACGUGAGACAUCCUGGACAUUCUAUGUUGUUGCUCCCAAGGUGGUUUGACUUUUGCUGAAAGGACAAAACGGCUCUUCUUAACAUUUGGGUUGUGACUCCUGACCUAACAUGAGGGAGCCUGUCGGAUUUCUCGAUCAGCCAGUUGUGUUGGUUAUGUGUCCGGGCGCUGCACAUACUCACUUCCAAGUUCCACCCAUCGUGUUCCGUCAACAUUGUUAUGAAUUAAAUAUUUAGAACAUCGAUUUUUGACAUUGAUGAAUCGAUUAAGAAUCGCUCACAUCCGCAUCGCGAUGCAUCUAAGAAAUGAUUUUCUAACAGAGAAAGAGAUGUAUAUGUUAAAAGGGUUCUUCUGUUAUUAUGGAAACCCUUUUUGGCGCUAUAUAG
Molecule: messenger RNA, 6489 nt
Organism: Pygocentrus nattereri (red-bellied piranha)
Lineage: Eukaryota; Metazoa; Chordata; Actinopteri; Characiformes; Serrasalmidae
Gene: epha8
Product: eph receptor A8
Exons: 18
Coding region: 137-3235 (1032 amino acids)
Biological process (GO): cell surface receptor protein tyrosine kinase signaling pathway; axon guidance; protein phosphorylation
Cellular component (GO): neuron projection; plasma membrane
Molecular function (GO): ATP binding; transmembrane-ephrin receptor activity; protein binding
Source: RefSeq, a predicted model, not a curated record